Knipowitschia caucasica is the source of this 843-nucleotide messenger RNA. NCBI's taxonomy places the organism in Eukaryota, Metazoa, Chordata, Actinopteri, Gobiiformes, Gobiidae. The record is from the annotation of a GenBank genome assembly.
AUGGGGACCGGCUGGACCUGUCGGACUGUGUGGUGUUAUGGGAACCAGCUGGACCUGUCGGACUGUGUGGUGUUAUGGGGACCAGCUGGACCUGUCGGACUGUGUGGUGUUAUGGGGACCAGCUGGACCUGUUGGACUGUGUGGUGUUAUGGGGACCAGCUGGACCUGUCGGACUGUGUGGUAUUAUGGGGACCAGCUGGACCUGUCAAACUGUGUGGUGUUAUGGGGACCAGCUGGACCUGUUGGACUGUGUGGUGUUAUGAGGACCAGCUGGACCUGUCAAACUGUGUGGUGUUAUGGGAACCAGCUGGACCUGUCGAACUGUGUGGUGUUAUGGGGACCGGCUGGACCUGUCGGACUGUGUGGUGUUAUGGGAACCAGCGGGACCUGUCAAACUGUGUGGUGGUAUGGGGACCAGCUGGACCUGUCGAACUGUGUGGUGUUAUGGGGACCGGCUGGACCUGUUGGACUGUGUGGUGUUAUGGGAACCAGCUGGACCUGUCGAACUGUGUGGUGUUAUGGGGACCAGCUGGACCUGUCGGACUGUGUGGUGUUAUGGGGUCCAGCUGGACCUGUCGAACUUUUUGGUGUUAUGGGGACCAGCUGGACCUGUCGGACUGUGUGGUGUUAUGGGGACCAGCGGGACCUGCCGGACUGUGUGGUGUUAUGGGGACCAGCGGGACCUGUCGGACUGUGUGGUGUUAUGGGGACCAGCGGGACCUGUCGGACUGUGUGGUGAUGUGUCCUCCGCAGCCGGUCUCGUCCUCUCCUCCUGGACACUGGGACACUCCAUCACAGCGCUUCCCUGCAUCGAUGCAGAUUCCAGGGGGACAGGAGAACUGA